Messenger RNA from Calliphora vicina (urban bluebottle blowfly), 1038 nucleotides. Its product is annotated as toll-interacting protein-like. Gene Ontology annotation, biological process: ubiquitin-dependent protein catabolic process. Gene Ontology annotation, molecular function: ubiquitin binding; ubiquitin conjugating enzyme binding. Gene Ontology annotation, cellular component: cytoplasm. Bases 95 to 889 code for a protein of 264 amino acids. The record is from RefSeq and is a predicted model, not a curated record. NCBI's taxonomy places the organism in Eukaryota, Metazoa, Arthropoda, Insecta, Diptera, Calliphoridae. The transcript is spliced from 4 exons.
CGGGCGUUACUUCUAGGUUGUUUUGUUCACGCCGAUUGAAAUAAUCAUAUUACAAAUUUCCAGAUUGAUUAAUUUACCAAGAAUUACUAAAAUAAUGUUGAAUGACUGUGAAAAUCGUUGGAAAAAGGCAAUGCUUGGGCCUCUUCCUGAUAAUUUUUUACGAUUAUCCACACUGUCCGACAGAGUACAAAAUAUUGAUGCCCAAACUGCUAUGGCGUUAUAUAGACAAACUCUGCCUCAGCUUACGGCUCUGAAUCAUGUAGGUCGUCUGAGUAUAACAUGUGCACAAGCAAAACUUGCUAGAAACUACGGCCUAACAAGGAUGGAUCCAUAUGUACGAAUUCGUGUAGGCCAUUAUGUUUACGAAACUCAAACUGACCCAAAUGGAGGAAAGAAUCCUAGAUGGAAUCGUGUAAUUCAAAGUCAAUUACCUACUGGAGUAAAUUCUAUAUAUGUUGAAAUAUAUGAUGAAUGUAGCUUCAAAAUGGAUGAACUAGUUGCUUGGUGUGAAAUCAAAAUACCUGAUAGGGUUUUCACCGGAGAAACGCAUGAAGAGUGGUAUCCAUUAACCGGCAAGCAAGGUGAAGGACUUGAAGGCGCUGUUGACAUUGUUUUAAGUUUUUCUAAUCAACCUUAUAUAUACCCAACCAUUCAAGAACCGGCACAGAUGAUAAUGGUACCACCCGGACGUCCUACGCCCAUUUUUAUUACACCACAUCAACAAGUUCAACAUUCACCUGCUCAUCCACCUUUAAUAUCCGAAGCAGAUUUAAAACAAGUACGUGAAAUGUUCCCCAAUAUUGAUGCUGAAGUUGUAAAAACAUUGUUUGAAGUGAACAGAGGAAAUAAAGACUCUACAAUUAAUUCCUUAUUACAGAUGAACGAAUAGUAGGGGGAUGAGUAGCAGAAGUAUGUAAUUUAUUAUUAUACAUACAUAAAUUUAUAUAUAACUGUCAAUAUUUAAGUAAUGAUUAUUAAAGCUGUAUUUUAAAAAUUGUGAAGUAUUUUAAAUAAGUAAAUAUGUACCAUUUUAUGAAA